GUGCACAUGUUGGCACAUAACAAGUAUUGCUGCCCGAGAAACUCUACCGAUUGUCGGAGAGAAGCUUUGAUUUGUUCCAAGUUUGGGAAAAGCAUCUGAGCCAGAUCGUCAGACCUCGUCUGAGAUGACGUCCUACGAAGUUUGUUCAGGAACAGACAUCGUAGUAGCCACUCUACCCGGUUCAUGGGAACACCAUGUGAGAUACAACACCGUAACGCGCCCUCGAAAGAUCUCUCCCCAAAGGCAGGCAAUGCCCUGGCCAGAUGUCUCAAUUGUAUUGCUGGAUUUCUCAAGUCUUUGAAGUAUUCCACAUUCUUCCAUUCUGCGAAUUGAAUCCAUGGAGGAACCUUUAUUUGAGAGAGAAGUGCUGGCUCCUUAUCGCACUCUUGCGCUUUGAAAAGAAGAGAAUACAUGUUUGUGUAUUGUAUCUCGCUCCAUUCGCUCUGUCCUGCAAGUUUGAAAUCAUCUUGUGCCCUAUUUUGAGGUUGUAUUGCGCUGGCAACACUAAUAAGGAUAUCGCCUUGCGCCGAAGACAUACUUGGAACAUAUUCGCUGAAGAAUGCGCUCAUGGAAGCUGUAAAGAGGCUUAUUUGUAAGCGUAUCAAGCUCUCGCUUUGCACUCGCGAGGAUGUGAUUAUGCGGCGACUUUGCAACAACUCGCUCGUUUGUCAGAGGUUUGCCCAGACAGUGUAUACAGGCUAGAGAGACGUCAAAGAUAUUUUCAAUCUGCCAGAGAUCUGGCCUGUGUUAUCUUUGGAAGUCCCAACGUGCUGAAACCGCUAGCUCAGCUUGCACUCAGCAGGAAGCCAUCGACAGAUCUAGCUAAAGAGGGCUGUUUUUCUACGAUAAUCGAAGCACUUGCAAGCUUCAGCGUGAACGCCAGUCCAGGCAGCUACAGGAGAAGUGGGGUGUCGGAACCGACUGAUG
This is a messenger RNA of Protomyces lactucae-debilis, 927 nucleotides long. RefSeq lists its product as uncharacterized. NCBI's taxonomy places the organism in Eukaryota, Fungi, Ascomycota, Taphrinomycetes, Taphrinales, Protomycetaceae. The coding region runs from base 264 to 596 and encodes 110 amino acids. The record is from RefSeq and is a predicted model, not a curated record. The transcript is spliced from 2 exons.